This is a messenger RNA of Maylandia zebra (zebra mbuna), 1173 nucleotides long. RefSeq names its product Epstein-Barr virus induced 3 (gene ebi3). Gene Ontology annotation, molecular function: cytokine receptor activity; protein binding. Gene Ontology annotation, cellular component: membrane. The record is from RefSeq and is a predicted model, not a curated record. NCBI's taxonomy places the organism in Eukaryota, Metazoa, Chordata, Actinopteri, Cichliformes, Cichlidae.
GUGAAGCAACUUGUUAUUGCUGUACUUUGACACAAAGACAGGUGUAGAUCUGCAAGGAAAAGGGCAAAGGACAAGGGAAUAACAGAAGAGAGUAGUAUUUAACUUGGGCCCGGGGUUGGGAGUUGACUGUAACAUUUCUAAAACUACUUUGAAAAACUGCUCUUGGCGAAUAAUCCCUCCUUUGAAGCAAUGAGGGCUGCAGUGUUUGGUGGUGGCUAUGUCACUGUGAUUCUACUAAUUAGCAUUGUUGAAAGUCAAGCACUGGACCUGCUGAGAGGAGCUGGAACAUCACAGAAUCCCCUCUCCGCUCCCAAGGUGCACUGCUGGUGUUCGAGCUAUCCGAAUGCGACGCUGUGCACCUGGCCUAAACCACCCCACUUCCCUACCACGCAUUACAUUGCUACAUACAGUGAGAGACAUAAUCAGGCAAGCACCAAGGAAUGCCAUCUCCUUCCACCCGGCUCUUCAUCCUCUGAAAAGUUCUGGAUCUGCCAGCUGCCCAACCUGAAGCUUCUUACUGACUACAUCAUCAACAUCACAGCAGUUCAUUCUGGGAGAAGCAGCUCCCAUCUAACAAGCUUCAUGCUGGAGGAUAUAGUGAAACCAGAUCCUCCCGUUGAUGUCCGGGUUUCCCCUACUAACAACAGAAAGUUGUUGGUUGAGUGGUCUCCUCCACCUACUUGGACCAACUUGGCAAUAUUCCCCCUAAAAUACCAGAUUAUCUACCAGUGGGAAAACAAGGGGAUCCGAAGGUCUGUUAAUCUGGGUCCUUAUGAGAACACCACAGUUGAACUGAAGGCCCUGACCCCAGGGAGGCCAUACCUGUUCCAAGUGUGUGCUAGGGAGCUGCUUGGUCUGGGCAAAUGCAGUGACUGGAGUAUGCCCGUGAAGAUCACAAUACCAAGAAAAAGACUGUAGGAAGUUCCACUGACUUCCUUUUUUUGUUUACCCAUUUCCUGUUAAGCUUGCACUGAAGUAAACAAUUUCAUUUUCUGGUAUUUUAACUGCACGAAAAAUGCAAACACAAACUAUUUAUAUUUUGUUUUAUUUAUUAAAGAGUAUUGUAAAUGGAUAUCAUGCACACAGUUUACAUUUCCAGUUUAAGUCAGUAUUUUUUUUAUUAUUGUUAUUUUGUAACAGUGUUGGUUUGUCAAGUCAAAAAGAAUAAAAAUA